Messenger RNA from Fonsecaea multimorphosa CBS 102226, 1551 nucleotides. RefSeq lists its product as uncharacterized. The transcript is spliced from 7 exons. The record is from RefSeq and is a predicted model, not a curated record. Gene Ontology annotation, biological process: carbohydrate transport; transmembrane transport. Lineage: Eukaryota; Fungi; Ascomycota; Eurotiomycetes; Chaetothyriales; Herpotrichiellaceae. The coding region runs from base 1 to 1551 and encodes 516 amino acids. Gene Ontology annotation, molecular function: carbohydrate:proton symporter activity. Gene Ontology annotation, cellular component: membrane.
AUGAUCUCCCUAGUACAGUUUGCGAUUGUUCUAUUUGUCGGCCUGGGAAGUAUCACCUAUGGCUACGGAUCCAGCAUCAUUGCUACGACCACUGGACAGCCGACUUUUCUGUCCUAUUUUGCUCUCGAUACAAGAUCAAACGCAGCUGCUCUUUUGGGAGCUAUAAAUGGUCUCUUCUCUGUUGGAGGAUUGUUUGGUUGUAUCUCGUGUUUCUGGAUUCCCGACAAAUUUGGUCGCAAAAAGGCGAUUAUGUUCGCUUCUUUCACGUCGAUCCUUGGCAACGGCCUGGCAGCUGGGAGCGUGCACAUCGCUAUGUUCAUCAUUGCCAGGCUGAUCACUGGCUUCUCCGUGGGAGCUCUAGUGAGCCUUGUUCCAUUGUACCAGAGCGAGAUCUCCCCUCCAAAGAUUCGAGGUCUUCUCGUGGGUAUGCAUGGGACAGGCAUUGCUACUGGCUACGUUGCUGCUAGCUGGAUCGGCUUUGGCUUUUAUUUUGUCAGCGCAAGUGGCACACAGUGGAGAAUGCCGCUGGCGAUCGGGGCACUGUGGCCUCUCUUGCUUGCUGGUGGUGUGCUGUUGAUACCCGAAUCUCCACGUUGGUUGCUUACCAAGAACCGUCCUGACGACGCUCUCAAGGCAUUCAGGGCUUGCCGGACCGAGUCUGGGCCGCACAACGACGAGCAUGCCAUUGCCGAGGAAUUUCAUCUCCUCCACUCUCAAGUGAUUGAAGAGAUGAAGGAUCAAGUGCCGUUAAAGGAAUUCUUCACAAGGCCUGCUCUGCGCAAGAGGUGCUGGAUCGGUUGGUUGACCAUGGUGGCGGGUCAAUGUACCGGGACAAUCGUUAUCAACAACUACGGGCCUUUCCUUUACCGCAAGCUCGGUUUCACCGUUGUCAACCAGCUUCUAAUUCAAUGCGGUUGGAUCACUGUAUGCCUUCUUGGUAAUGCUUUCAACGCCGCAGUCAUCGAUCACUUCGGCAGAGUUCGAAUGCUACUUUUCGGUUUCACUGGAGAUGUUAUUGCACUUGCUGGCGAGUGUGCCACGGUUGCUGUUUAUCAGCGAACUGGCUCACCCGCUGCUGCCAAAGCUGCCGUCUUCUUCCUCUUCCUCCAUAUUGGAUUCUACGGGUGGACCAUUGAUGCCAGCACAUAUAUCUAUGCCACUGAGAUCUUCCCCAAUCCUCUACGUGCGCGCGGCAUUGGAAUCUCUUGUGCCGGGUUGUUCAUGGCCGUGAUUGUCUUCACCAGCGCCGCGCCCACAGCAUUCAACAACAUUGGAUGGAAGUAUUACCUCGUCUUCUGCAUCCUCACUGCGAUGAAUGUCGUUAUUAUCUGGUUUUUCUUCCCAGAGACCAAAGGCCUUGCCCUCGAGGACGUGGCCGAAAUUUUCGGCGAUGGUAUCGUCCUCUCGGACUCCCGCGAAGAACAAAUCCACCAGCGCUUCAAGCAAUCUCACUAUCGUGCUGAAGUCCUUGACGAGAUUUCACACGAUGAGCCUGUCGAAAUCCAUAUGAAGAGUGAAGAAGACUCUGUGAAGGCUGAACACAUUCCAUGA